Molecule: messenger RNA, 897 nt
Organism: Racocetra persica
Lineage: Eukaryota; Fungi; Glomeromycota; Glomeromycetes; Diversisporales; Gigasporaceae
Source: the annotation of a GenBank genome assembly
AUGAAGUUUAUCUCUGCUAUAACAACUCUUAUUACCCUUUUCUCUACUAUCUCCAUAGUCUCUGCACAUACUUCUAUGCUUUACCCUCCGGUUCGUGGUCAUCCUAAAAACCCAAAUGCUGCCGUCAAAGAUUUUGAUUGCAUUAUUGCUCCAUUAAAUGGUGACGGAGGUUGUAAACCUAAACCUUUUCCAUGUGGUGGUUACCCUGUUGACAGCCAAAUUGUAACUACCUUUAAAGCCGGUCAAGUAAUUGAUGUUAAAUUCUUUAAUCCUAAUUUCCCUGAUAUAAAAACCGCUGACCCAAGCAGAGAUCAAGCUCGUCAUAAUGGUGGAUUAUGUGAAUUUGCUUUAAGUUAUGAUGGUGGAAAAACCUACACAGUUAUCGCAACUUAUCAUAAAACUUGUCCAGAUAUCUUUUUUGAGAAUUGGAAAGUCAAAAUUCCCGAAAAUGCCCCAUCAUGUGAUAACCCUGGAAAAUGUAUAUUCUCAUGGAGUUGGAUUAAUGCAGUUGGUAAUCGAGAAUUCUACCAAAAUUGUGCCGAUAUUAAAUUAAUUGGUAAUUCUACUGAAGCGCUGCCAAUUAUUGAUAUCACAAGGGCCAAUUUACUCCCAGUCUUCACUAAUAUUAUUACUCCGGAAGGUGACCCGCUAAAUUCAGGAAAUGCUAAAGGUUCUGGCCCAUUACCUGAAGAUGUUAAAGCUAAUUUGGCAUUGAAAAUUGGUCCAGAUUCCAAAAAAAAUAAUCCGAAUGAUGGAGCAAAUAAACCAUCAGAAUCAAAUGCAACCUGUCCUGAUUCUGAUAAUGGUAAAAUGACUUGCGUAAACGCUGGUGCUUCUAGUGACUUUGCUACAUGCUCUAAUGGCAAACAAGUAAUUCGACAAUGUCCCGGGGUUUUG